Knipowitschia caucasica is the source of this 276-nucleotide messenger RNA. The record is from the annotation of a GenBank genome assembly. NCBI's taxonomy places the organism in Eukaryota, Metazoa, Chordata, Actinopteri, Gobiiformes, Gobiidae.
AUGGGUGACGGCGGGACACGUCUGAGGGUGCAGCCGAAGGUUGUUCAAAGACUGACCUCCUCUGACCGACAGCACAUUUGUGCUGGAACGGAGAAUAAGCUGAGCACUCUGUCCGACCUGGAGCAGCAGUACCGCACGCUCAGGAAGUACUAUGUGAACUGUGAGGUGGUCAUGGGAAAUCUGGAGAUCACCAGCAUCGACCGCAGCCGCGACCUCACCUUCCUCCGGGUAAGAACCAAACACCUGCAGGAACACGAUCACCCGCAUGCACACUAG